AUGCAAAACAGCAUUCCAGACAUUUUCACUGUUGCUCUAGGACAUCUUGCUCAACAGCUUCUGAAAUCUUAUGAUAAAUCACACUUUCAAGAUGAACUAAAAAAGACAAUAAUGAUAGCAAAGGUUUCAUUUCAGCUAGCUUCAGAUGCUUCUAAAAACAAGCAUAUUCAUGGUCACAUUCUUGCGAGAGCUCUUGAAAAGCAAUUUGAUCACACUGGAGACCUUGCAGAUAUUGACCAGGCCAUUGCUGUACAGCAAGAUGCAAUGCAGCUCAUAUCAGAUAAUCAUACAAACAAGCCCAAUUAUCUUGGUGACUUUGGCACCUUCUUUGGAAAUCGCUUCAAACAUUCUGGUAAUCCUUCAGAUAUUAACCAGGCCAUUGCUGCACUACAAAAUGCAGUGCAGCUCACACCAGAUGGUGAUGCAAAUAAGCCUGUCCAUCUCCACAACCUUGGAACCUCCUUCUCAUUUCGCUUUGAUCAGCUUAAAGAUCUUUCAGAUGUUGACCAGGCAAUUGCUGCUUAUCAGAAUGCAGUGCAGCUCACACCAGAUAAUGAUACAGACAAGCCUAAAUAUCUUGACAACCUUGGAAGCUCCUUUGCAAAGCGCUUUAAAUAUUUGGGUGAUCCUGCAGAUCUUAACCAGGCCAUUGCUGCACAUAAAAAAGCAGUGCAGCUCGCAUCAGAUGAUCAUCCAAAUAAGGCUUACCAUCUCAACAACCUUGGAACCUCCUUCUUGAUUCACUUUGGACGUUUUGAAGAUCUUUCAAAUAUUGAUCAGGCCAUUGCUGCAUAUCAAAAUGCAGUGCAGCUCACACCAAAUGAUCAUGCAAGCAAGCCUGACCAUCUUACCAACCUUGGCAGUUCUUUUACAAAGCGCUUUGAGUAUCUGAAUGAUCCUGCAGAUCUUGACCAGGCCAUUGCUGCACAUCAAAAAGCAGUGCAGCUCGCAUCAGAUGAUCAUCCAAAUAAGGCUCACCAUCUCAGUGACCUUGGCAGCUCCUUUUUAAGCUGCUUUAAAUAUUUUCAUGAUAUUGCAUAUGUUGACCAGGCCAUUGCUGCAUAUCAAAAAGCAGUGCAACUUACACCAGACAAUCAUACAGACAAGCCUCAUUAUCUUAACAAUCUUGGAAACUCCUUUGGACAUCACUUUCAAUACCUGGGUGAUCUUGCAGAUGUUGAUCAGGCCCUUGCUGCACAUCAAAAAGCAGUGCAGCUUACGCCAAAUAAUCAUACAAGCAAGCCUAGUUAUCUUAACAACCUUGGAAGCUCCUUUCUAAAUCGCUUUCAGCACCUGGGUAAUCUUGCAGAUGUUGAUCAGGCCAUUGUUGCAUGUCAAAAUGCAAUGCAGCUCACACCAGAUGAUCAUGCAAACAAGCAUAUAUUUUUAAGCAAUCUAGGAAACUCCUUCUUCAAUCGUUUUAAGCAUUUCAGUGAUUUUUCUGAUUUACAAAAGGCCAUAAUUCACUUUUCAUUGGCUGCUCAGUCAUCUGCUGGCUCUUUUUCUAUGAGAUUCAAUGCUGGUAGAAGAUGGGUUCGUUGUGCUCACAUUUUGCAACAUUCAUCCCUUUUUCAAGCCUGUGAUAUUACAUUGAAUUUGCUUUCAAAACUGGCAUGGCUUGGAUUGCCCCUUUCAAAGCGCUAUAGUGCACUCACUCAGGCGACAGGUUUUGUCAGAGAUGCUGCUGCCAUAGCAGUUGAGCAUGAAGACUAUAACACUGCUGUUGAAUGGCUUGAGCAAGGAAAUUCAGUUGUCUGGGGACAGCAAUUGCAAUUGCGUACUUCCUUUGAUGACUUGAAGGCCAAGCAUUCAAUUCUUGCAAAUGAAUUUGAUCAGAUCUCAAAGCAAUUGGAACAAGCAAGCUAUAGAUAUGACACAGAACAGAAAUCAUCUGAAGAACAAGCUCAACAGCAUCAUGCACUUGCAAUUAAGUGGGAAAGUUUGCUGCUCAAAAUUCGAUCCAUGCCAGGGUUUAAUCAAUUUUUGAUGCCAAAGAAGCUGGCCCAGCUUUAUGAAUGUGCUCAUUCUGGGCCAGUGAUCAUUCUUAACUGCAGUCAAUUAAGUUGUGAUGCCUUGAUCAUCAUGACUGGCUCAGAAGAUGUGAUCCAUCUCCCUCUCAGUGAUCUCACAUAUAACGAUGCAUUUGAUCUUGGAAUAUCACUCAAUGAAAUGCUCAGAAAGGAUGGUCGUAGGGUUGCAAGAUUGGAGUCUCAUCUGCCUUACUCAUACAAAUUCUAUGAGAGUAUACUCUCUGAGCUAUGGUUCAAAGUUGUCAAGCCAGUGUUAGAUGCACUUGCUUAUCCAAAGCAGACUGCAACAUCCAAAAACCUGAGCCGCAUUUUUUGGUGUCCAACUGGCCCUUUGACAUUUCUUCCUAUUCAUGCUGCAGGCAUCUAUGGAACAACUGGACCCAAUGUCAAGGUGUCAGAAUUUGUGAUAUCAUCAUACACUCCCACCCUGAGUGCACUCAUCUUGCCAUCUGAAGACAUCAUUCAACAGAACAUUAAUCUACUGGCUGUGGCUCAGCCAAGCUCAGAUGGUCAAUUCUCUCAGCUUCCAGGCACACAAGAGGAAAUCUCCAAGAUAAAGGAAAGGCUCAGCAGGCUGAACUCCAACCAGGUCUUGCUCACAGAGUCUAAUGGAACAGUAGAGGAUGUACUGGACAAGCUACAAAAGUGCAGCUGGGUUCAUUUUGCAUGCCAUGGAAUUCAAGACCUACGAAACCCAGUCAACAGUGGACUGCUGCUUGCAAAUAAGCAACGCUUGAAGCUAUCUGACGUUGUCAGAGUGACACGUCCUCAUGGAGGAUUGGCCUUUUUGUCAGCCUGUCAGACAGCCACUGGUGACAAGAGACUGGCAGAUGAAGCUGUCCAUCUGGCUGCAGGGAUGCUGUUCAUUGGCUAUGGUGGGGUAAUUGCAACAAUGUGGUCAAUUCUGGAUGAUGUUGCCCCUAAAGUUGCAGAAGAUGUCUAUUCUCAGUUGUUCUCUGAUGAUAGCCUACCAGAUUAUAGACAGGCUGCCAGGGCAUUGCAUUAUGCAGUAGAGAAGUUGCAACAGGAUCCUAAGAUAUCAUCCAAGUUCUAUUCAUGGCUCCCUUUUGUACACUUUGGUUUGUGA
This is a messenger RNA of Laetiporus sulphureus 93-53, 3117 nucleotides long. RefSeq names its product TPR-like protein. The transcript has 4 exons. Bases 1 to 3117 code for a protein of 1038 amino acids. The record is from RefSeq and is a predicted model, not a curated record. NCBI's taxonomy places the organism in Eukaryota, Fungi, Basidiomycota, Agaricomycetes, Polyporales, Laetiporaceae. Gene Ontology annotation, molecular function: protein binding.